Messenger RNA from Pimephales promelas (fathead minnow), 712 nucleotides. RefSeq names its product gonadotropin-releasing hormone 2 (gene gnrh2). The record is from RefSeq and is a predicted model, not a curated record. Lineage: Eukaryota; Metazoa; Chordata; Actinopteri; Cypriniformes; Leuciscidae. Gene Ontology annotation, molecular function: gonadotropin hormone-releasing hormone activity; gonadotropin-releasing hormone receptor binding. Gene Ontology annotation, cellular component: extracellular region. Gene Ontology annotation, biological process: reproductive process; multicellular organism development.
CAGAGUGUGUUUUUAGACGGGCGGUGGGUGGAGAUCUGGUGUGGAACAUAAAUUGUGAGGAAGAGGAGGAGGAAGAUUCCAGACAAUGAGUUGUAGGCUUAUCUCAGAAGCUCUUUGAUUGAACAGAACCGUUCACUCGAGGGAAAGCAGACCAUAUCAAGUUCACCAAGACCACAACUACUAGAGAAGACACUUCAAGAGAAGACGUGCCAAUAGAUAAAAGUUAUGGUGCACAUCUGCAGGCUGCUUGUACUGAUGGGGAUGUUGCUGUGUUUAAGUGCCCAGUUCGCCAGCUCUCAGCACUGGUCUCAUGGCUGGUACCCUGGAGGAAAGCGAGAGAUAGACAUUUACGAUACAUCAGAGGUUUCAGAGGAAAUUAAACUCUGUGAGGAAGGAAAAUGCAGCUAUCUGAGACCCCAGGGAAGAAACAUUCUGAAGACAAUACUGCUGGAUGCCCUCAUACGGGAUUUCCAAAAGAGAAAGUGACACCAAGAUGACUCAUCAGCCCUUGUCCAAAGAAACAAGCUUUCCAACAAACACAUUAGACCUGCUUUUACAUUCAAAUAUAUUAAUAUAAAUAUUUUUUUUCUGUGAUUUUAAUUUAAUUUUUGAUGUUGUACAUUUUGUUCUGUUUGUGAGUAAACCUACUGCUGGCAUUAUGUAACCAUUUGCUGCAGUUCCUACAAUAAAGGCUUUAUUUUGGUAUUUUGUU